This is a messenger RNA of Xenopus tropicalis (tropical clawed frog), 5474 nucleotides long. It is a transcript of the gene tmem145, whose product is annotated as transmembrane protein 145. The record is from RefSeq and is a predicted model, not a curated record. The coding region runs from base 349 to 1992 and encodes 547 amino acids. The transcript is spliced from 15 exons. NCBI's taxonomy places the organism in Eukaryota, Metazoa, Chordata, Amphibia, Anura, Pipidae. Gene Ontology annotation, biological process: G protein-coupled receptor signaling pathway; response to pheromone. Gene Ontology annotation, cellular component: membrane.
GUGCCCCUACACACACACACACUCCCUCAGUGCCCCUACACACACACACUCUCUCAGUGCCCCUGUAACAGCCCGGCUGCUGCCCGUACCCUGUGCCCAUAUCCCGUGUCUCUGCAGUGCUCGCCCCCGUGUCCCCCUGUGCCCGCGCUUACUCGGUUCCCCCGGUGCCGCCUCCUAUCCCCCCCCCCCCAUCCCGGUGCUGCUGAGCCGCCUGUGUGCGCCACUGAGCCCCUUGCCCGGCCGCCUGCUCCUUCUCCGGAGACCGACAACUGCUGGAAUCCGCUCCCCGCACCUGCCCAUCGCCCCCGGGCAGCACUAGAGAGCCCGCUGCCAGCCUCCCACUCGGGGAUGGGGCCCCAGGCGGGCCCCGGGAUGCUACUGCUUCUCCUCGGCUUUCUGCGGAUAAGUGCGGCCAAAUAUGUGCGGGGCAACCUGACCACCAAGGAGGACUGGGUGUUUCUUACACGAUUCUGCUUCCUGUCAGAUUUUGGUCGCCUGGAAUUUAAGUUUAAAUAUCCAGAGGCCAAGUGCUGCCAGAAUAUACUACUUUAUUUUGAUGAUGCUUCCCAGUGGCCGGCUGUAUACAAGAAGGAAAACAAGGAUUGUUUGAUGAAGGAAUCUGUCAUCCGCCCAGAGAACAACCAGGUCAUUAAUUUAACAACGCAGUAUGUUUGGUCUGGAUGCCAGGUGAUAAAGGAGGCCGGACAGAGCUAUUUGAGCUGUAAUAGCGGAAGGAGCUUUCGGUCUGUGCGUGAGCGAUGGUGGUACAUUGCACUCAGCAAGUGUGGGGGGGAUGGGCUGCAGUUGGAAUAUGAGAUGACUCUCACAAAUGGCAAAUCAUUCUGGACACGACACUUUUCUGCUGAUGAAUUUGGGAUCCUAGAGACCGAUAUCACCUUCCUUCUGAUCUUCAUUCUCAUCUUGCUGCUGUCAUGUUAUUUUGGCUAUAUUUUGAGGGGUCGGCAGCUUUUACACACCACAUACAAGAUGUUUAUGGCAGCGGCUGGGGUUGAGGUUCUCAGCCUGCUCUUAUUCUGUGUCUACUGGGGCCAAUAUGCACAAGAUGGAGUGGGCAAUAGCAGCAUCAAAGUUCUAGCCAAACUCCUGUUCUCUGCAAGUUUCCUGAUAUUUCUGCUGAUGCUGAUCCUACUGGGAAAAGGAUUCACAGUUACAAGAGGGCGCAUUAGUCACCUGGGCUCCAUCAAGCUGUCUGUAUAUAUGACAUUGUAUACGGUGACACACACAGUGCUUUUUAUACAUGAGGCUCAGUUCUUUGAUCCUGCUCAAGUCUUGUACACAUAUGAGUCCCCAGCAGGCUAUGGUAACAUUGCAUUGCAGUUUCUUGCCUACAUCUGGUUCUGUUACGCUGUGCUGGUGACUCUCAAACAUUUCCCAGAGAAACAGGCUUUUUAUGUGCCCUUCUUUGCAGCCUAUACUCUCUGGUUCUUUGCAGUUCCGGUCAUGGCCCUGAUUGCAAAUUUUGGGAUCCCUAAAUGGGCGCGUGAGAAGAUUGUGAAUGGGAUCCAGCUGGGCAUCCACCUGUAUGCACAUGCAGUCUUCCUGAUCAUCACAAGACCUUCAGCAGCCAAUAAGAACUUUCCGUAUCAUGUGCGCACCUCUCAGAUUGGGAUUAUGGAACAGAGCACCGAGAAAUUCCCUCAUCACGUGUAUGGAAACGUCACCUUUAUCAGUGAUUCUGUCCCCAACGUCACUGAGCUUUUCUCCAUUCCAAGCAACAAUGGGAGUGCUGGGGGGAUAACUAAGCCUGUACCGUACCCUGUAACUCUUGGGCAGUGCUAUUCACAAUUAACCUCUGACUCUCAUCAUGUGAUCAGCCCUCCAUUACUGAAUGGUGUCCCUGGAGGUCAGAAGGUGCCUGUGGGAGAAACACAGCUUGGCGGGCUUCAGCAGCUGCAUGCCCCUCAGAUACAUCAUCAGAAUGGGUUCCCUGAAUAUUUCAGCAUCCGCUCUGCUGGACCACAACCUAUGUAGAGCCAUCAUUGGGAGUGGGAACCUACUGCACAUUGUGGUCCAACCUGAGCCAAAAUGGACCAUCUGAAGCCACACAUAGACUGAUUUUCUGAGCCAGACACCUGUGUGUAAAUGUUGGUAUACAUGAGAAAGGAUGUGUGAGUAGGAAUGUGUUGGUAUGUACACAAACAUGUAUAUACUACCUGCUGUUAUGUAUGUGUCAGUAUGUGCUUGAGUAUGUAGCCAUUAGUUUCUAUAGGAACACAUGGAUCUUCUCUAGUAUUUCCAUUACAUAUGUCUUUGCUUAUUUCUAAUGCCGAUUAUAUUUCCCUAUAGAUUCAGAUCAUUUUGCGCCUCCUUAUAUUCUCACAUCUCAUUUCAGGUCUACUUUGUUUGUUUUUGUAACUGAACGGUUCUGUCUCUGUUUUAUUUUCUGAAAAUGAAUUUCUCUGUUUCUGCAUCAUCUUUCCUCUCUUCUCUUUGUCUUAUCUGUUGUUUGCUCUCUCUUUGUAUGUCCUGUUUCGGUAGUUUCCUCUUUUCCCCAUAGCAAGUCUCUUUAGAUUCUUGUCUGUCUAUUGUCUAUCUCUCCAUGUAUCCUAUCUGUGUAGCUUCCCCUCUCCGGGUGUCACCUCUCUGUAGUUUCAUGUCUCUAGAUGUGUCAUAUCUGUAGUUUCCUGUCUAUAUGUAUCAUACCUGUAGUUUCCUGUUUCUAUGGGUAUCUUAUCUGUAGUUAUCUUUCUAUAUGUUCUACCUGUAGUUGUUCUCUCUCCUCGUGUCACCUCUCUGUAGCUUCCUGUCUCUACAUGUAUCAUAUAUGUAUCUCCCUGUAUGACCUAUCUCUGUAGUUUCCUCUUCCCCAUGUCAACUUUUUGUAGUUUCCUGUCUACAUGUAUCAUCUGUUGUUUCCUUUUUCUAAAGGUAUCUUAUCUGUAGUCCCCAAUCUCUCUGUCUCUACAUGUGUCAUAUCUGCAAUUUCAUGUCUCUACUGUAUAUGUAUCAUAUCUAUGGUUUCCUCCAUAUGUCCUAUCUCUGUAGUUUCCUUUUUCCCCCUGUCAUCUUUUUGUAGUUUCCUGUCUACAAGUAUCAUAUCUGUAGUUCCCUAUCUUUCUGUAUUUCCUACCUAGAGUUGCUCACUCUCCUCCUGUCACCUCUUUGUAGCUUCCUUUCUCAAAAUGUAUCAUAUCUGUAGUUUCCCUGUAUUCCCAUCUCUCUCUAUGUCCUAUCUCUGUAGUUUCCUUUUUCCCCAUGUGGUUUCCUUUUUCUAUAGGUAUCGUAUACUGUAGUUGCCCUCUCUCCUUGUAUCACCUCUCUGUAGUUUCCUGUCUCUACAUGUGUCAUAUCUGUAAUUUCAUGUCUCUGUAUGUAUCAUAUCUAUAGUUUCCUGUCUCCAUAUGUCCUCUCUCUGUAGUAUCCACUCUCCUGUAUGUCAUCUUUUGGUAGGUUCUUGUCUCACUGUAUUUAUAUCUGUAGCUUCCUGUUCUUCCAUGUGUUCUGUCUCUAAUUAUUUCUCUGCUCUGUGUCAUCCAUUUUAUUAUCUUGUCUCUUCCUAUUUAUGUCUCUAGUUUUCUAACUCUCCAUAUAUCCCAUGUCUGUGGCUUUCACUCUCCUCCAGAUCAUCUCUUUAUAGUUUCCUCUCCCUUGUGUCUCUGUGCUUUCCUCUCUCUCCAGUCAUCUCUUUAGUUCCUUGUCUUACUCUUUUCAUAUCUGUAGUCUCUUCUCUCUCUCCACUCAGAUCUUACUCUGAGUCUUACUCUUUACAUUUCUUCUCCUGUCUCUUUAUUCAUACCUGUUGUUUCCUGUCUUUCCAUGCAUCAGAUAUGUAGUUUCCUCUAUCACCAUGUGUUAUUUCUUCCAGCUGCUUGUAGCAAGAUUAAUUGUUUGAUCUGAUGUACUUCCCAUUGUUCAACUGUGUUUUUUUACUCCAUUGGAUCUGCAUUUUGUUUCCUGCCUGCCUGUUAAAACACUGUAUUUUGUCUUCCAGCUGCCUGCAGUUUUAUGUGUCUCUCCUUCCCACCUGUCUUUACAUGUAGACAUUUCUUGAUUUCUCUCUCUACAUUUUCAUGUCUCUUCUUCCAAAUUAUCUGUAUCUGCAAAUGUCUCUCCAUCCCAGCCAUCUCUUUCUAUUUUCCUGUGUCUCGCCUUUUUAGUUAUCUUUAGCGUACCAUUUCUCUUCAUUUCGCUGAAAUACAGUUUCUUGUCUCUCCAUUCCAACAGUCUGUUUUCCUACAGCUGCUGUGGUUUUCUUCCCCCCCUGUGGAGUUUUCUUUCUCCUAUUCAUCUUAGUUGCCUGAAGUCUCCUCACACAACCAAUGCACUUUAGGUCCUCAAGGGAUUUUCCUCUGAUUUUCUGCAGUUCCAUCUUACAUUAUUCCUUUAUUAUGUUACAAUAUUGGCAGCUUGUUUUAUAUGCAGUAGGGCUCAUUUACUAAUAAGUGCAAAGUGAAACAAUGCAUUAAGAAUUCUACCUAUCACUGCUAUUCACAAAGGCAUUAUUUGUGGUAAUACUUUAUCCUCUGUCCGUUGCUUCUGCUUUGCUGGUCACAAGGGACCCCAAGAAUGGUUUAAGGAGGUAUAACUUCCAGGGAUCCCUAUGCAUGUUGUGUCUACACAUGCAACUUUUUUGCACUGUGCUCAUUGGCAUUUUGGGAAUUACCUGAUUUUCCACCAAUUUUUGCACGAUUUAGCAACGCAGAAACAACUUAGCAUUAGUAGAGCACCGUUUAUUUGCAGCACAUGCUACUUAGAGGAUUAUAUUUAUGGAGGAAUUCUAAAUUUUGUGUAAAAACAUUUGAACUUUGGACAUUGUAGAUGAGACCUAACUGCUGCAUUUAGUUUCAUAUUUUCUGUUCUUACAGCUAAACCAUAGACAUACUGAUGAAUGGGAGCCUUUUCUUGGAGGUAUAGUUGCUGAUGUGUAGGGUUAGAUAAAGGCGUGUCUGAACUUACAGUUUGGUUCAUUUGUGUAAUACGUAAAGCAGCACUAUAGAUAGAGCACAUACAGGGCGGCUAUUAACGUAAAAGGGGGCGCUAUGGUACAUCAAUACAAUUACGCCCAUAAGCAUGUUUUCUAAUCUUUUUUUUGCCUCUUGUUACGUCUGAUAGAAUUGUGUUUUUUAUAGUGAAGUUGAACCCUCAGAAGGUGGUGUAAUGCAGUCCCGUGCUAUCAUAUCAUCCCUCUGACUGUACCUGCACCUUCUGCCUGUACAGGAAGACACAUGUUCAUAACAUCAAUGCUUUGGCCUUUUCUAACCUAAUGGCAUGUUAGGAGAUUCUGGAGUUCAAAAGUGACCUUACAUUGCCAUCUGUUUCACUUAAGGGAAGCCCACUCCAACUUAAGUCCUCUAACAGAGAGAGACCAUCCAUGUCUGCUCAUCCAUGGCAUUUGGGGCACCCUGUUUAUUUCAGGUGCUUGGUCUUCAUUUUACAGCUGCUGAAGCUCUUCAUAUCACUUACAGAAAGGCAAGGGAAUUGACUUGCAAAAUAAAUAUCAUUUUUAUACACAA